GAGACUUUGAAAGGGUUCUGAUUUUUCUUUUUUCUUUUUUUUUUUUUAUAUUCAAGGAAAGAGAAACGGAUAGUGAAAAAUCGAGGGCCUAGGAGUUGAAACGUGUACAUGAUGAGCUAAAGGAGCCAAUCCGUCCGUCCCUUACUAUUCAUUCUAUACAAGUUUGGACUCACUCUCGCCAUCUUCACGCUGUCCGUUAUCAGGUGCUCCCCCCGGUGUUCGCCUGGAGGUCAGUCGGAGCUGGAGACCUUCUUUUCCCGCGUAAAAAACGAACUCUCCGUCGACGACGGUUGGCGGCGGCGUUUCACCGGAACGCCACUCGUGUCCUUUUACGCUGCACUCUUGAGCUAGCAGUAGGUUAUAAGAAACCCAUUUGGAGAACUACUUCUUGACUGCAAUGUCUGUCAUAUGCCAUCGUUAUAUUCUCCUCUCUGGCAUCUCUUUGGUUAUCAUCAUUACAAUAUGUAGUUUUGGACUUCAAUGGAGGGAGACAGGGAAGUUUUUGCACAAACCCCAGGGAGAUAUAAACAACAGAACCACAAAUGUUAAACUCGAUAAGGCAUAUAAAAGCCACAGAAAAAUUCUAGUACAUGGCACUUGCACGAUCAAGGAUAUAAGCAUUUCACAGAGCACAUAUUCAACAAAUGGGAUUCCACAGUUUGUAGUUGAGAUAGUUAACACGUGUUUUUCCGGUUGUGCUCCUUCCAAUAUUCACCUCCACUGUGAUUGGUUUGCCUCUGCAAGAAUAGUAAAUCCAAAUACAUUUAAGAGGCUGUCUUAUGAUGACUGCUUGGUUAAUGAAGGGAAGCCUUUGAAGACCAGCCAGAUGAUCAGAUUCACCUACUCAAACACGUUUAAAUACCCUCUUGCUUUCAAGUCUGCCAAGUUUUGCUGAUUGAUUGAAUUUCACCAUGAAACUCAUAGGUAGAGUUCUAACAUCCAAGUAGGAUAGUUCAAUUUUGGUGUCAAGUUGCAACACUACUCCCUUUUGGUCUUUUGGGAUGACACAACUGAUGCUGAGGUUAUUGUCAAACCCCAAAUACUACACCCGAGGUGGAGCGGCAACUUAAAAGUUUCUCCAAAUUCUCGCUUUUGCUGAUAUAUCUAGCUGUGGAUGCCUUAGGUAAGUGAACUUCCUAUAUGUCUGGACUUGAUGGAACCUUAGACUCUUAGAGUCAAAAGCUGCUAUAUAGAAUAGAAUACUACAUAGUGCAAGGUGGGCAUGCCAGUGUUUUAUUUUUGUAGACUAGAUAGUAUGUGCUCAUUUAUCAUGCAUAGUGUCUUCUUGUGGCAUUUCUUUCUCUCCAACAAUUUUACAUGCUGUGAGGAAAGAAAAUGAAAACAAUGAAAGCUUCUGUUGCUCA
This is a messenger RNA of Ipomoea triloba (trilobed morning glory), 1364 nucleotides long. Its product is annotated as protein TAPETUM DETERMINANT 1-like. The coding region runs from base 398 to 895 and encodes 165 amino acids. NCBI's taxonomy places the organism in Eukaryota, Viridiplantae, Streptophyta, Magnoliopsida, Solanales, Convolvulaceae. The transcript is spliced from 4 exons. The record is from RefSeq and is a predicted model, not a curated record. Gene Ontology annotation, biological process: cell fate determination.